AUGGGCCAAGACCCUCUAAUUUCACUUGAAGCUGGUAAGUUUGCAAGGAUGCUCUUACCUGCACUCUUUGCUUAUGCAACUCUUCAGCCACUUUGUAAAUAUCUUCAGACACAAAGCUUGAUAAUUCCCUUGCUCGUAUGCGGUUGUGCUUCUCUGUGCUUCCACAUACCUUUUUGUUGGGCUAUGGUAUUCAAGUCUGGACUAGGACACCUUGGAGCAGCAUUAGCCAUUGGUAUGUCGUAUUGGUUAAAUGUGAUUCUACUCAUACUAUAUGUGACGUACUCCACUGCCUGUGCACGUACCCGGGUUCCAAUUUCUUUGGAGCUCUUGUCAACCAUCUCAUCACUGUAUACAAUACCAGAAGGACUUGGUGCAGCAGGAAGCACUAGGGUUUCAAAUGCAUUAGGUGCUGGAAAUCCCCAAGCAGCUCGAUUAGCUGUUGGUGCUGUUAUGUUUCUUACAGUCUCAGGGGUAGUUAUUAUAAGCUCAAUCGUUUUCGCCAGCCGAUCUGUUUUUGGUUACAUUUUCAGCAAGGACAAGGAAGUUGUGGAUUAUGUCACUUCCAUGGCUCCUCUGAUUUGUCUAUCAGUUAUAUCCGACAACUUACACGGGGUUCUUUCUGGACUUGGGAGUGUAUGUCAACCUCGGAGCAUAUUAUCUAGUUGGGAUUCCGGUUGCUGCCACAUUGUGUUUCUGGUUAGACUUGAGAGGAAGGGGGCUUUGGAUUGGGAUACAAGUCGGUUCUUUUCUGCAAGCAUUUCUUUACUCUGUGAUAACAAGUUGUACAAAUUGGGAAGAAAAGGCAAGAAAGACAAGGGAGAGGAUAUUUGUGGAAAAAUCUACAGUAAGAUAGCAGCCGUUCCAUUCUUUUUGAAGCAAGGUUCUCUGGUGCAAUGCAAUCAUACAGAUGGAUAA
Prunus armeniaca (apricot) is the source of this 915-nucleotide messenger RNA. NCBI's taxonomy places the organism in Eukaryota, Viridiplantae, Streptophyta, Magnoliopsida, Rosales, Rosaceae. The record is from the annotation of a GenBank genome assembly.